This is a messenger RNA of Acanthoscelides obtectus, 3024 nucleotides long. Lineage: Eukaryota; Metazoa; Arthropoda; Insecta; Coleoptera; Chrysomelidae. The record is from the annotation of a GenBank genome assembly.
AAUCGUACUAGACAUUAUUACGAUAAACCGUAUCUCCGUGUUACAGAAGUUGUGUUGCUUUUGUUCUUUGUCCCAGAGACCAGAGACCAAACCUAGACCAUGCUGAUGAGUAGCCAAAAAGCACGAAACAGCUGUCCAUCGUUGACUGUAUUUUGGUCUACUAUACAGCCAGGUUCGUCGGCCAUCUAACGAUCACAUGGUGACUGGGCUAUUAAACGCUAACUGAGACCUUUACACUUCCAACAAAUAGCUGCUAUGCACUCUUUGCAGUGGUGGAUUUUGGUGAUAGAUGGCGCUUUGCACUGUUUUCUUUCAAAACUUGAGACGAAGGAGCUUCACUAUUGUUUAAAGGGCACGUCGUAUCAAUCGGCAUAUUUUCAAUUGUUUUUCAAAAGAUAUUUUUUAUUUUAUUUAUUGCUGAAAACAUUUGAUAUGAAUCAGCUUGUCGUGUGUGUGGCCGUUUAAGUCUCUAUCAACUGCAUUAUCUGUAGAGGGAAAUCUACAAAUAAUGCUACUACCGAGAACGAUUUUCCUGACUGACAUCUUGCAGGACGGCUGACUUUUACACGACAUGAAGGAUUUUUCAAGCAUCCAAAUUAAUUUCACAGUAGAAAAAUCGUUGUGCAGGUUGAUCUGUUGCUCAUUAUACUUGGCUUUUUCAGAACUAUAACAAAAAAAAAACGAAUAUUUUUUUUUGUGAACCACUGCCACCUACACCAUGAGAAAGAAAAAGCUCCAAGCUCCAUAGAGGAACAACCUCAAAUAAAUUCUUAUACCUUAUUUGUAAUCACCUGUCAAAAAUUCGCUUACGGAUAAAUUUGCUCGUUCCUCAAUUUAAAGAUUUUCAUUUCUUGUCACAAAUUGAAUCUUUACAACAAUUUAUAAAAUUCAGACAUUUCAUGAAGAUAUGGUAAGGUCAAAUAUUGCAGGUCUACAUUUUAACACAUUGGUGGACUUUAAACCCGUAAAUUGUAGAAACUUUUUCAUUGCAACGGUAAGCAGCGACUUGAUUGAGCUCAUCUAUGUUCCAAUUAAACAUGACGCAAUACGUCGUCGGUGAGAAAACCGUACUAGUUGUUUGUGUUGCAUCGGCAUUCUUUCAUUUCACAAGAAUGAGAAUCAAUAUAUCUGCGUGAAAGGAAGGUCACCUCUUAUAACACCCAUAUAAAACUUACAUGAAAAGUGUUGUAUCCAAUGAUACGUUCCAUUUUUCGCAGACGAUAAUCUACAAGUGCAACCGGGGUAAUUUGAAUAAGCAGGUAGCGUCAAGGUAGUCAGUUAAUUGCAUUAGUUUACAUGGAAAAUCAUUAAUAAAAAUGCAUAUAAUAACCACAAAGCACACUGUUUAUAUGGUUGGUUAAAUAAGCCAUAUAACAAUUAAAUAUCAGUAGUGAGUCAUCAAGAGGUAAUCUAUGAGGGCAUCAUUGUCCAUCUUGGUCAGCAAACAAUCAUCGAGCAAAACGUUGAACAGUAAAGUUUUCAUGUAGCCGCGUUUUGUUAAUAGAUAACGUUUAGAUACAUGUGGUUCAUAAUAAGUCAUCAAUAAUAUUCAAGUUCAUAUUUGAAUCGUGUUGUAAUACAUUUUUGAAUUAUUUGAAGACGUACAAUCCAAGUUAUACUCCACUACUCUACCACGGAAUUUCAUUUUUUCAUUUAACUAAAAAUUCAACAAUACAUUAUUUAUAUCUGUGAGGAAAAACUGCGAUACAGGUAUAUUUCGAAGUACUUCGAUACCUCCGCGCUUUGACCCACCAAGUCCAUUCAAGCUCGAUCAGCUACGCGCUGCCAGAAUACAUUUGCUUACCUCUGGCCACUUGCGAUUGAACCUCUCCGCUACAUCUUGUCUGAAUGCACCCGUUCUGAUAAAAGUUUACUGCAGGAAAACCUAUUCAUUUAUGAACAUUCGUGAACAGUUGCAUCAAAGCUAUAUAACUUGGUUGCAAGGUAACAUCGAAUUGUCUCGCAAAGCUAAUCUUUCACAACCGUCUCUUGAAAACAUUUCCCGUUUCUCCCGAUAGAGCGGUUGUGUAGCUGCUAGCCAGAUCUGAGCGGGUGUAUGUUGGCAGCGCGUAGCUGAGCGAGUUUGAGUGCAGUCGAUGGCGCACACCCUCUGUUACGCGUAUGUAUCGACCUGACGGAUUAUAAUCCAACAUUUCUUGGUGCUCUUUGAAUGACUGAAUUCUAUUGACGUUACUAUAUUUUUUAGGCAACAAUGAGGUGGUCAGUCCAUGGAAACUUAUUAUGAACGUUCUGACAGAGCGGCCAGAAGCAAAGGCUAAGUCAAACCUUGUGGAAGCAAAGGAAGAACUGGAAGGACAGACCAAGUUGGUCUGUCCGGAAAAAGAAAAUCCUCCCUUUUUCUCAUUGCCAUGCUCCAAGACCAGAGACUGCGCUAUCUUGAGGGAUCCCGAGCUGAUUUGCUGCAAGAAUAGGUGCAUUAAGGGGAAACACUCAUUGAUAACAGAAAAAGAUAAGCAUCCUCCUACAUUUUUUGGCAUCGUGCAACAAGAGUGCCCAAAGGAAUUACUACCUGAGGUAAAAGAAGUGGAAAAAUGUGAAUCUGACCAUCACUGUUCGCCCAGAAUUUGCUGUCCUUACACACUGAAAAGCGGAGAAAAUGUCAGUUACUGCCGCACUCCACAACCUGUAUUGGACAGCAUUCCACUAGUUGGCGAGUUAGCAGAAAAUGUACGAAGUAGUGUUAUAGCUUACAUGCAAUGCACACCUCCACCUCCUCCAGAAUUGGACUUACAUCCUAAGCCGUGUGAAGCGCCACUGGAUUGUUUUCCAAAUCUGUGUUGUCAGGAGGGCGGAAAGAAGUACUGCAGGCCUCCGAAACGGAAUAUUCUGACGUUAAUUGCCGAUGUUGGACAGAGAGUUAUCCCAACUGAUGUGGCCAGAGAGUUUAUCAAGAGAAUUUCCUAGUUCAAACGUAACUGCCGAAUUCUUUUACCGAGAUAAGUUUUGAUGUACAAAGUUAUUAUUUGUAUUAGCUUUUUAAUAAAAUAGUGCAUUUUUAAACAA